AUGACGGCUGUUGCAGUUCAGCAACAACAGCAUGGAUCGCACCGCCAACAAUACAAUCCUAGACAAUCACCACAUUCUUCCAAUAUGUCGCCGAAUCAGUCCCGACCACAAAGCUAUACAUCUGUAGCUCAGGCUCAGGUUGAAAGACAAGAAGCCCCCACCCAAAAUGGAAUCGCAAAUCGGGCAAACUCAUAUCAGCUGAACAACAGCAACUCUGUACAACAAAACGGAAGUCGUAUGCAGCCCUCCGAUGAGGAAGAAAGACCAUCUUCCACUAAGAAGGUAGCAAUAACAACGAAUGCUGGAGAACGUGAUCGACGAGCUUCUCUGCAAGUCCGACCAUCUUCGGCUCCUAACGGUGUGGGAGAAUCAUCGCAGGAUGAUUCGGAAACAGAUAAAGUGCGACGCAGACCAAAACCACUGCUGCAGCGAGCAAAGAGUGACUUCGGACCGAGAGGAGAAGAACCAGAUACAGAGGAAGAUAUUCAGGACUGGGGAGCGCGGCAUGGUUUCGAAGACCAUUAUGCGUCAGAAGAAUAUGUUUCUCAGUUGGCAAAUAAUUGGUACAUGUACUUCACAGACAAGCGCCAUGAAACGACCGGAAACCCCAAGCCUUUGGGCUACGAGCUGCAAGAUUGGCGCAUGAAGGACCGACUGAAGACUGUCUCGGCUGCUCUGGCCAUAUGUCUGAACAUCGGAGUAGAACCACCUGAUCAGCUGAAGACUAAUCCAGGCGCGAAGAUGGAAGCGUGGCAAGAUCCUACCAGUCCGCCCGUACAGAAAGCUCUCGAAGUCAUUGGCAAAUCACUCCAAGCACAAUACGAGACCUUGGCGAUUCGGACGAGAUACAAGCAGUAUUUAGAUCCUUCAGUGGAAGAGACGAAGAAGUUUUGUCAAUCCCUCCGACGAAAUGCGAAGGAGGAGAGAGUUCUUUUCCACUACAACGGUCACGGAGUUCCUAAGCCGACUGCUUCUGGAGAGAUCUGGGUCUUCAAUAAGAAUUAUACUCAGUAUAUCCCAGUGUCCCUAUUUGACCUCCAAACCUGGCUGCAAGCACCGACUUUCUAUGUUUGGGACUGCUCUGAUGCCGGCAAUAUUCUGAACAACUUCCAUCGUUUCGUCGAGAAGCACAAGCAAGAAGAGGCCGAUAACCUCGCCAAGGAUCCCAACUAUGUCGUCCAAGCCUACGAACCAUACAUACACCUGGCUGCAUGUGGUGUGAAGGAGAACCUCCCUACCAACCCAUUGUUGCCAGCAGAUGUGUUUACAUCGUGCCUAACAACUCCAAUCGAGAUGGCGCUUUGGUUCUUCGUCCUUCAGAAUCCCCUACCUUCGCAAAUUACGCCUGAACGAGCCAAGAAGCUUCCCGGCAGACUGCAAGAGAGACGAACACCAUUGGGGGAGCUGAACUGGAUCUUCACUGCUAUUACUGACACAAUUGCAUGGACCACCCUUCCUCGACCACUGUUUCGCAAGUUCUUCCGACAAGAUCUCAUGGUAGCAGCUCUCUUCCGCAACUUUCUGUUGUCCCAAAGAAUCAUGGCUGCAUACAAUUGUCAUCCUCAGUCCUUCCCCGAGCUUCCUGAUACUCAUCAACACCCCUUGUGGGAAAGCUGGGAUCUGGCCGUGGAAAUGGCUCUUGCUCAGUUGCCAAUGCUUGAAGAGAAAGAGGCCGGUAUUCGACCUGAUUACGAGUUCCAGAACUCAAGUUUCUUCACAGAGCAGCUCACUGCAUUUGAGGUCUAUUUGAAUCAAGGCGCAGUUACUCAAAAAGCACCUGAUCAACUCCCAGUUGUUCUUCAGGUCCUUCUAAGUCAACAACAUCGUGUUCGAGCUCUGAUCCUCUUGGGCAAAUUCCUUGACAUGGGUCCUUGGGCCGUGAACCUUGCUUUGAGCAUCGGUAUCUUCCCGUAUGUCCUGAAGCUGCUACAAUCUGCCGCAAAUGAGUUGAAGCCUGUUAUGGUGUUCAUCUGGACACGCGUUCUAGCUGUUGAUCUUACAUGCCAAACGGAUUUACUGAAGGACAGCGGCUACAUGUAUUUCGCCGCGAUCCUGAAGCCCACCGAAGGCCUGCCGGUUGUGGACAGUCUGGAGCAUAAAGCUAUGUGCGCGUUCAUUCUAGCCAGACUGUGCGAUGGCUACAAGCAAGGGCAAACGGUUUGCAACCAAUCCGAGAUCAUGACCUACUGCCUUGUGCAUCUCCAGAACGGCGAUAAUCCUCUCUUGCGACAAUGGGCUUGUCUCUGCAUUAGUCAAUUGUGGAAAGACCUUCCUGAUGCGAAGUGGCGAGGCAUUAGGGAGAAUGCGCCUGCUAAGCUGGCUCUUCUUGUUCGGGACGUCUGCUGCGAGGUCCGAGCUGCCAUGCUUUAUGCCUUGACCACUUUCCUCGGAAUCGCCGACUUGACUGACGAGAUUGCCCGCACCGAAGAGCAAAUAACAUGGACAAUUCUCGAAAUGGCCAACGAUGGAAACGCCAUGGUUCGUAAAGAGCUACUUGUCUACUUUUCCAAAUUCAUUCAGCGCUACGAGAACAAAGUCUUGGUUGCAGCAUUUGAACAACUACAGGAAGAGAAAGAAUACUUACUUUCUCCACCUAAGGAUGAUGGAAACGACCACAAAAUGGGCUUGCACUAUGCGGGAAUGAACAACCGGAAUGAUGACGGCACGAUUAAGGCUUCAGCAUAUGGAGUCUCUCGCAACUCUAUCUUCGCAGCAGUUUGGAAACAUGUCAUGAUCAUGACUGUCGAUCCACACCCUGAAGUUCAACGAAACGCAACAAUUGUCGUCGAUUAUGUUCAUACUUCUCUGCUGCAAUCCCCUGCUGGUCGAUAUUCCCAGAAGCUGAUGGACGAGAUUGUGCGUCUUUCCGCUAGAUCUGCCACAACAAAUCAAGAUACUUCAAAUCCACGCCCAAGCACACCAACUCGUCAGGACUCAAUGAGUAAUGCACCAACUACGCAAGCUGGUCUUCUCAAGCGGACUGCGAGCUAUCUAUUUACCUCACUGGCUCCUUUUGGUGGCGGAUCAAGUGCCGAAAGCUCUCCGGAAAAUACAGUUGGUAAGACUGGUCCAAAGUCUCCUCUGCCUCAGCGCAGUCCCCUGCAUCCACGAGGUAGACUUCCUCCAGACUUCAACGCGCCACCAGAGCAGAAUGAUACGGCGGCAACCCCAGGCAUGUAUCAUGCUGCCAGAGAACCCAUGUCCGGAGACUUCCAGUCUCGAGAGAUGUCCAUUCCACCUGCCAUUCCAUUGGAGAGCACGUUUUUCGAAUGGUCGAUUGAAUACUUCCGGGAACCGCAGAUGAAGCCCAACGAAGCCGAGGAGCCAGGUAGCACAGAUUACAACGAGCGAUUGUGGCGCCGCUCUCGAAAUGAGGCUAUAUUACGAGAUACUCAACCCCAGAAGGAGAUUGCAGGCAGCGGGAAGUGGACCACACCUGCUGGAUUCUUCAACAACCAGUGUCAACCAUCGAAGAUGACUUUCCACCAAUUCGAAGAUCAUCUUGCUGUUUCAGACGACAGAGAUACCAUCUGCGUUUGGGACUGGAAGAAGCAGGAUCGUCUGAGUCGAUUCUCAAAUGGAAAUCCUGAAGGCACGAAGAUCAGUGGCAUGCAAUUCAUCAACGAGGAUGAUCAAGCAUUCUUGCUUUCUGGCUCGACCGAUGGUGUUAUCAGAAUCUACAGAAACUAUGACUCGUAUAAGAAGAUACAAGUCGCAUCCGCGUGGCGAGCACUAACACACCUUGUCCCAAGUAACUACAAUUCCGGCAUGGUUUUUGAUUGGCAACAAGUUACUGGCAAGCUCUUAGUAGCUGGCGAUGUUAAGGUCAUUCGAGUAUGGGCAGCCGCUCCAGAACUUUGUGUUGUGGAUAUCAAUGCACGAUCUGGCUCCUGCGUCACAUCGUUGACAUCCGAUCAAAUGACUGGCAACAUUUUCGUAGCUGGGUUUGGCGAUGGAGCCAUUCGAGUUUUCGAUGCUCGCAACAGACCUUCAGAAGCGAUGGUGAAGAAAUGGAAGGAUGAGACCACCGACAGAGUCUGGAUCAAGAGUGUGCAUAUGCAACGAGGCGGUCAGAGAGAGCUUAUGUCUGCCGAUCGAAAUGGCAAAGUUAAGCUGUGGGACAUCCGUAUGGAUAAACCAUUGAGGACUAUCCUUGCUACUCGUUAUUCCCUGCUUACCGCUAGCACGCAUGAACAUCUUCCUGUGUUCGCAGUGUAA
Mollisia scopiformis is the source of this 4218-nucleotide messenger RNA. RefSeq lists its product as uncharacterized. The record is from RefSeq and is a predicted model, not a curated record. Bases 1 to 4218 code for a protein of 1405 amino acids. Gene Ontology annotation, cellular component: TORC1 complex; cytoplasm. Lineage: Eukaryota; Fungi; Ascomycota; Leotiomycetes; Helotiales; Mollisiaceae. Gene Ontology annotation, molecular function: protein-macromolecule adaptor activity; protein binding. Gene Ontology annotation, biological process: cellular response to amino acid stimulus; positive regulation of protein serine/threonine kinase activity; positive regulation of cell growth. The transcript has 3 exons.